AACACGGCGACAACCCUAGAAAGCAUUCCUCAGUGUUUUGUUGUUUUUUUUUUGUGCAAGCGUCGCAUUAACAACUCUCAAGUUCUAAACCCAAAUCGGAAAUAUAUAUCUCUGAUAUCCGAAUUACAAGUGUGCAGUCCGCCAAAAGCCCUGACAAGGGUUUCCCAAGGCCGAACUACUAUUAAAAGAACUCCAAACAGCUGAGAUUGUAAGGAAAACAAAGGAGCGCACCAAUACGCACACUCUCACACGCACAAGCGAGUGAGUGAGACGGGCAAGACUAGAAGAGAGAGAAAGAGCGAGAGGGAGCACAAUGGGACGCAUAUUUCUGGAACACCUCGGUGGGCUAAAACUGUUUAACUGCGCCCAGUGCCACACGAACCUGACCAACCGUAGCCAACUGAUCAGCACUAGAUUCACGGGCGCAACAGGACGAGCCUAUCUGUUCAAGCGCGUAGUUAACCUGACCUUCAGCAACAUCCAGGAACGAGUCAUGCUCACCGGACGCCACAUGGUGCGCGAUGUCAUGUGCAAGAACUGCGGCGCCAAAUUGGGAUGGAUGUACGAAUUCGCCACCGAGGAGUCACAAAAGUACAAGGAGGGACGCGUGAUUCUGGAGUACGCCCUGAUAACCGAAGCAGAAGGCUUUCCAUCUGAGGCCCCCACAACGAGUCAUUGAACAAACGACCGAGCCGGGAAUACGACAGCCACGCAUUUGCGGAACGUGUGUAGCCCUAAGUAUUGAGUGGAAAGCCAGAGGCGAUGGCUUCUACGCAUUGCAUUAGACCUAGUUUAGAGAUCGCCGUAGUCAGCUCCGCGUUCCGGCGAAACGGUUACAGCAUCCGGACUCGGGGAACUCGCCUACGGCCCUGUCUUAACGUGACUUAAACGUAGUUGUAGGCACAUCUAGCAUGUAAGCAGCUACCAAUAACUGUCAUGAGGCUGAAGUGCUAAAAGAAAACAAUGAAGAGAUAGGUAUAGGUCCUGUUACCAGUUCGAUUCGAAACUGAUCCACAUUUGUGUCUUUUCAAACAAGAUCUCUAGACCGUAAUCAAUCACCAAUCAAUCAGCAAUAAAGUACCACGAUAAUCGAAUAGUAUACAUACAAA
This is a messenger RNA of Drosophila ficusphila, 1109 nucleotides long. It is a transcript of the gene Yippee, whose product is annotated as protein yippee. The coding region runs from base 314 to 679 and encodes 121 amino acids. The record is from RefSeq and is a predicted model, not a curated record. NCBI's taxonomy places the organism in Eukaryota, Metazoa, Arthropoda, Insecta, Diptera, Drosophilidae. The transcript is spliced from 4 exons.